CACCUGCGAUCUGCGCUAACGACGGACGCGAUUCGAAUUUCGAAAUUUGUUCCUCCUUUCGAACGAAGGUUGGACGCCGUUCGACGGAAAAGAAUCGAACGAAGAAAUACAGAAGGCGACUUUGGCCGUUUUCGGAUCUAUCGACGAAUAUUCGACGGAAACGAUAGAAAGUGUCAUGGACGAAUCGGAAGAAGAAACGGAUAUGAUCCAGCAGGACGAAGAAGAAGGUCGAGCGGAAGCAAACGGGAAGACGGCGGUAAAGCGAGAAGAAAUGCUCGAGGUUUUUCGAGAGGACGUCGGCGAAGAAGAGACCGAGAAGACGGAGGCCUUCCAAGCCCGCUUCCCGGUAAAUUGGCGCCCCUUUUUGUGUUCUUUGAGCGGUGGCCCGGACAAAACGAUAAUCGUUUGGUUAUUCGAACGAAAGGAAACGGAAGAAACCGGGAAGAAACGAAAAAAGAAGAAAAGAAAAGGCUUAGCGGACGGAAGCGGGAAAGAGGAAACGCCGGAAGAAGAGAUCGUCCCCGUGACGAGAGAACCGCUCCCGGAAGAAAACCAAACGGAAGCGCGGAAUUCGGAACCCGAUAACCGGUGGAGGAAGAGAGAAGACGAAAGAAAACGGAAGGUGGGCCACGCCGUUCGACGUUACUUCCGGACGUUUUGGGCGAAGACGGAAGGAAAAGAAGAGGCUCGUGGUUGUUGGAAAGGAAAGUGGGAUUUCUUCCUGUCUUGUUUGGGAGUAUCGGUCGGAAUCGGCAACGUCUGGAGGUUUCCCUAUCUGGUUUUCGAAAACGGAGGUGGCGCCUUCCUGGUCCCCUACCUGAUAAUGGUUUUUCUGUGCGGUCAGCCCCUGUACUUCGCGGAACUCUACCUGGGUCAAUAUUCGGGCAAGAGCUUCGUCCGGGUCUGGUCCAGCUUUCCCGUGGCCAAAGGUUUCGGCGUGGCCGCGUGGAUAUUUGCUUUCAUUUUCGUCUCCUACUAUAACGUGGUCAUCGCUUACACUCUGUAUUACGCCUCGGCUUCCUUCGGUUCCGACUUGCCCUGGAGUUCCUGCCGAUUCGAGUGGGCCCAGAACGCUUCCUGCGCCUCCAGGUCUUCUCUCAAAAAUUACUCGUCCUUGUAUCAGACUCCCAGCGAAUUAUACUGGAACAAGAAGGUGUUGGGCGUGGACCCGAGUGUGUCGGAACCGGGAGGAAUCAAGUGGGACCUGUUCUUGGCCCUGGCGAUAGCCUGGACGACGGUGGCGGCGGGGGUGUGCAACGGCAUCCAGACGACGGCCAAGGUGGUGGGAUUGUCGGUGGCCUUUUCUUACCUGGUCUUGAUCUUCUUAUUUAUUUACGGAGUAUCGCAACCGGGAGCCGAGAACGGAAUUAUCUUUUUCCUUUUUCCCUCUUGGGACAAACUCCUAAACUUGAAGAUCUGGACGCUGGCGGCCGGACAGAUGUUCUAUUCUCUGAGCGUGGCCACGGGAUCUCUCGUCACCUUCGCCAGCUUCAACCACUUCCACUACGACAUUUACAAGGACGCCAGGAUCCUGGUCCUGGCCGACACUUUCACCAGCGUCCUGGCCGGAUUCGUGGUCUUUUCUCAGCUGGGCGUCUGGGCUCUGCGGCUGGACGUGGCCGUGUCCGAAAUCACCGGCGCCGGAUUCGAACUGGCCUUCGUGGCUAUUCCGGAAGCCCUAAACGCGCUUCCGCUCCGUCGGACCUGCACUUUUCUCUUCUUUUUCCUCCUGUUUUCGGUGGGAAUCGAGAGCGAGCUGGGUAUGGUGCAAAAUUUGGUCAUCGGCAUCUUGGACCUGAUUCCCAAGUAUCGAAUUUACAAGCGGCGAUUCUACCUGUGCCUGUGUCUGUGCGCCUUUCUUUUCAGCAUUCCCUGCGUCACUCGGGGUGGAUUCCAGGUGGUGCGAAUUCUGGACGGUUACGUGGGAGGAGUCACCUUCGUCGUCUUGGCCGCCUUCGAGUGCGUCGUCCUCUCCUGCAUUUACGGAAUUCGAAACGUGGGUCGAGACGUCCGCCGGAUGUUGGGACUGCGCACCAACGUCUACUGGAAGACGACGCUGGGUUUUUGUUGUCCUUUCGUUCUAUUCAUGUUAUUCGUACACGAUUUGGUGGCGAAAAAGAACGUGGUCGACGACCCCGACUACGUCGUUUGGCCGGACGUCGUCUCGCGGUUACUGACGGCCUUCACUUUGAUUCCGAUACCGAUUUGGGCGCUGAUCCAAGUCAAACGACAAAAACCUAAAAGAUGGCGACUGACCUUCUUUCAGGACAAAUCCCGGGGACUGGACAAUCUCGGUUACGUAUCGGACCCGACGGACAGAGGGAAGACGCCGGAAGAGGAGACCGUCUCGGUGGUCUCUCGAGGAAACUGGGCCAACAAGUGGGAGUUCCUGCUGUCCUGCAUAGGGUUGUCCGUCGGAAUCGGAAACGUCUGGCGAUUUCCCUAUCUGGCCUACGAAAACGGUGGAGGAGCCUUUCUCGUCCCCUAUUUGAUCAUGCUGCUGCUGGCGGGAAAACCCAUGUACUUCUUGGAACUGGCCUUCGGACAGUACUCGGGAAAGAGUUGCCUGACCGUCUGGUCUUCCGUCCCUCUGGCCAAAGGCGUGGGUUUCGGCAUGAUGUCCGUCUGUCUGAUCAUCGUCAUCUAUUACAACGUCGUCAUGGCCUACACCGUAUUCUACAUCGCUUCCACCUUCCAAUCGGUCCUACCCUGGAGCACCUGCGACGCCGAAUGGGCCGUCAACACCUCCUGCACGCUUCGAUCCGAAAGGACGAACCGCACGGGAGAAAGAAAAUCGCCGAGUCAAGUGUAUUGGGAGAGGUACGUCUUGGACACCACCGACGGUCUGUGGGAGACGGGAGGAAUCAAAUGGGACCUAUGCCUGUGCCUGCUGCUGGGGUGGACGGUGGUGGCCGCCUGUCUGCUGAAGGGGAUCAAGUCUUCCGGAAAAGUGGUGUACUUCGCCGCCACUUUUCCCUACCUGGUGUUGGCGGUGCUGUUGGUCUGCGGUCUGAUGCAGGAGGGAGCCGCGGAGGGAGUGGCCUUCUUCGUCACCCCGGAAUGGAGCAAGCUGAGACGCAUCGAAGUGUGGCAGGCGGCGGCCGGACAGAUGUUCUUCUCGCUGAGCAUUUCCAUGGGCGCUCUCAUCUCCUACAGCAGUUACAACGACUACAGGAACAACAUUUACAGGGACGCUUUGGUGGUCAGCGUGCUCGACACCGUCACCAGCGUGGUGGCCGGACUGGUCAUCUUCUCCGUCCUGGGAGCCAUGGCCCACGAUCUGGGAGUCGACGUGUCCGAAGUAGUGGCCAGCGGACCCGGACUGGCCUUCGUGGCCUAUCCGGAAGCGCUGACUCCUCUUCCCGUGCCCCAACUCUGGUCCUUCCUCUUCUUCUUCAUGCUCUUCGUCCUGGGAUUGGACAGCGAGUUCGCCUUGCUAGAAAAUAUAUUGACCAGCCUGGCCGACCGAUUCGUCGUCCUCAGGAAACACAAAACGCUCUUCUGCCUGGUCACCAGCUGCUGCUGCUUCCUUCUGGGACUUCCCUGCGUCACUCGCGGAGGUCAGUACGUUCUGACGCUGAUGGACAGGUACGGAGGAGGAACCGCGGUGGUAUUCGUGGCCGUGUGCGAAAGUAUAGCGAUGGGAUGGAUCUACGGUAGCGGACGCUUCUGCCGAGACGUAGAAAGGAUGCUGGGCACCAGACCCGGUUGGUACUGGAAGAUCACCUGGACGGUUUCCGCUCCCGUCGUCCUGACCUUCGUCUUCGCCUAUUCUCUGAUAGAACACGCGCCCAUCCAUUUAGAGGACCCCAGGUUUCCGUCCUGGGCCAACGUCUUGGGCUGGAGUCUGGCCGGCCUGGCCAUGAUCCAGAUUCCCCUGUGGGCCGCGGUGACCGUCGCCCGGCAGAAGACUUCCGGUUUCCUGCAGAAACUGAAAGAGGCCGCGAAACCCACGCCGGAAUGGGGCCCCAACGACCCCGCUCUGAAACGGGAGGAGAAAACCCAGUCGGAGGACGGCAAAAUAUAUUCCGUUCGCCUGUGACGUUGGCGGGCCUCCCCAGGACGGACGACGCCUUUCCUGUUUAUAAUCCGGAUAAUUUCAGAAUCGUCGACCAUCCGACGGAGUACGAACGACCGAAAGAGCCGUCCCCGUCGUUUCCGAAAAGGCUUUAAGACACGGGAGAGAAACCGCCGUCCGAAUGGCAAUAACGGUUACCACGGGAGCGCGGAAGAAGUGGCCGCCAAACCGUUCUCGUCCGUCCUCUUACCAACGACGACCGAUAAACGUAUACGUAGUGUCUGUCUUUCUUUUAAAUAUUUUUACCUAAUAGGCUUUCUCCAAUAAAUCUGGAAUUAUCGGCA
Messenger RNA from Centruroides sculpturatus (bark scorpion), 4362 nucleotides. RefSeq lists its product as uncharacterized. Bases 176 to 4042 code for a protein of 1288 amino acids. Gene Ontology annotation, molecular function: glycine transmembrane transporter activity. Gene Ontology annotation, cellular component: membrane. Gene Ontology annotation, biological process: sodium ion transmembrane transport. The transcript has 32 exons. The record is from RefSeq and is a predicted model, not a curated record. NCBI's taxonomy places the organism in Eukaryota, Metazoa, Arthropoda, Arachnida, Scorpiones, Buthidae.